AUGGUUCGUUUAAAAAGUAGAUACAUUUUGUUUGAGAUUUUAUAUCCAAAUAGUGAUGAAAAUGGGAAAAUGAUAGAAUCGAAAUCAUCACUUCGAAAAGAUAUUUUAUUACGUCAACAUAGAGUUUCGCCACCUGAAAUUUCAAUAAAGACAAUCAUACAAGAAAUACGACGUUCGUUACAGUUAAAUUUCGGAGAUUAUGGAUCUGGCAAAGUAAGUUCUUUAUUACAAUCAAAAUAUUUCUCAAACAUGACAUCUACGGGAAUAAUCAGAUGUCAUAGAGAAGAUUGUGAUACACUUAUAAUGGCCCUCUUUUUCAUUAAUAAAAUUGGUGACAUUGAUAAUUUGAUUAUAAAUCCUGUUAAAGUUAGUGGGACAAUAAAGAAAAUUGAGGAAUAUUCUAUUAGAAGAAAUAAGAAACUUGCCAAUAUAAUGGAUAGAGAUCAAAAAUCAUUCAUCGAUGACUAUCACAGUGUUAGCGAUGACGAACCAAGAGAAGAUUGA
Messenger RNA from Vanderwaltozyma polyspora DSM 70294, 504 nucleotides. RefSeq names its product RNA-binding protein POP5 (gene POP5). The transcript has a single exon. Gene Ontology annotation, cellular component: ribonuclease P complex. Gene Ontology annotation, molecular function: ribonuclease P RNA binding. The record is from RefSeq and is a predicted model, not a curated record. Gene Ontology annotation, biological process: tRNA 5'-leader removal. Bases 1 to 504 code for a protein of 167 amino acids. NCBI's taxonomy places the organism in Eukaryota, Fungi, Ascomycota, Saccharomycetes, Saccharomycetales, Saccharomycetaceae.